GGGUUCUGAAGCGAGAUCGGCAACCUGAGAAGACACCAAGAAAGCCAACCCUCCUAUAUAUUUGUAAUUGGACAGUUGCCAGAAGAGUAGACAAGGCUGAGAUGGAUAUGCACGGGGUCAGGUGACUGUCCUAUGCGCCGUCCAGCCUCGUUCUUCCCCUCAUCAUCUUUAAUGAUGCCUCAUCAACACAUCAUGGCCAUCGGCGAUCAAGAGCAUCUACAGAUAGCCUAUCUCCCAAAACGACAAACGAGUUCCCAGGAUGAUGGCCCACCAAAGCUGCGCCAUGACUCCUACUCAGUGGCCUGGAUCUGCGCGUUGCCGAUAGAAAUGGCAGCUGCACAAGCCAUGCUUGACGAAAUUCAUGAGACUUUGCCUACCGAUGCAGACGACACGAACACAUAUGUCCUGGGGCGAAUCGCGAAGCAUAAUGUUGUUAUCGCUUGCCUGCCGUUCACGCAAUAUGGCACCAAUAAUGCGGCCAACGUCGCAACCAACCUCAGAAGGACGUUCCCAUCAAUUCAGGCCAGCCUGAUGGUCGGCAUUGCCGGUGGUGUGCCUGGAAAGGCUGAUAUACGCCUGGGUGAUGUCGUCGUCGGCUCCAGUGUCCUGCAAUAUGAUCUGGGGAAGGUGAUCGGGGAUGGACAGCUCAAGAGCACCGCACUUGCUAGAUUCCCUGAUAAACUCGUCGCAACAGCCGUCUCUAGCCUGCGUGCUAAACACGAAAUGGAGCCUAGCCAAGUCCCUACUAUUUUGCAGCAGAAGCUGGGGAAAUACCCGAACUACGCUCGCCCGAGUACCGCCGAUAUUGUCUUUGAGGCUGUAUAUGAGCAUGAAUCCUCAGCCGUCAGCUGUGAUGUAUGCGAUCGAUCUAGAAUACUGGAGCGCAGCAAGCGGGGACCAGAAACUGUGGUGAUUCAUUACGGUGCCAUCGGCUCAGGGAACCAAGUCAUGAGAAGUGGAACGAAGCGCGACCAAAUCGCCAAUGAAUUUGGUAUCAUAUGCUUCGAAAUGGAGGGGGCCGGCGUGAUGGAAGUUGUCCCAUGUCUCCCAAUUCGGGGAAUUUGCGACUACUCGGAUUCGCACAAGACCAAGGAGUGGCAGAGGUACGCCGCCGGAACCGCUGCGGCCUACGCGACAGAGCUACUUGAGGUAUUGCCCAUAUCAGCAAAUCAUAGAAAGGCCGAGGACGUACCCGAUCGCUACCAGACGGCCAACCACAGAAAAAAGCUGUUAGAUAGCCUCCGAUUUAAGCGAAUGGGGAUUCGGGAGAAAACCAUUGCAAAGGAGCAUGCCAGAACAUGCGAAUGGCUACUAGAUCACCCUGAAUACAACGCAUGGAAUGACCAGGAGCAACAACCUGAGCACAAUGGCUUCCUGUGGAUCAGUGGCAAACCUGGUGCGGGCAAGUCUACUCUCAUGAAGUUUGCUUUCCUAAAGAUGAAGACCCAGGCCCGCUCACAGAACUUCGUUGCUGCUUCUUUCUUCUUCAAUGCCCGAGGCGAGUUGCUGGAAAGGUCCGUCUUCGGGAUGUAUAGGGCGUUGUUGGUCCAGCUGCUUGAAGGCUACCCUGACCUCCAGGCCGUACUCGACAACCCAGAUCUUGUUUCACCGGAAGAGGACUGUCUGCCAUUGGGAGUUUGCAAGGACCUCCUUUCAAAUGCCGUAAUGGACUUGCGCGACCGACUGUUUGUUUGUUUUAUCGAUGCCCUUGACGAGUGCGAUGAGCAACAGGUUGUGGAUAUGGUCUGGUACUUCGAAGAGCUGGCCGAGCAGUCUACGUCGGCAGGCGUGCAGUUUCGAGUUUGCUUCUCGAGUCGACAUUAUCCACAUAUCGCCAUUGAACGGGCGAUCAGGCUCAUACUGGAAGACCAGCCGGGGCAUGCUACGGACAUGGCUUCCUAUGUUGCUAGCCGUCUCAGCAUCAAAGAUAAAGUACUCCUCCGGGAGCUGCGACCGAAAAUACUCGAAAAGGCUGCUGGUGUUUUUAUGUGGACCGUGCUUGUCGUUCAUAUUCUCAAUAAGGAAGAUCGACAUGGUGGUUUGGCACUAAGAAAGCGACUCGCCGAUAUACCUAGCGACCUGAGUGAACUUUUCCGAGAUAUUCUGAAGCGUGAUGAUGAAAACAUGGAACAAUUUGUGCUUGCCAUGUUGUGGAUUCUCUAUGCAAAGCAACCUUUAUGCCCAUAUGAAUUCCAGCAUGCUGUGUGGUCUGGCUUGCGGCUGAAGGAUAUUGUAGAUCCGCAACCUCCGCACUUGAGCACGAUGGAUGCUGAGGACAGGGCUGGCAGGUUAGAGAGGUACGUGGUUAGUGCAUCAAAAGGACUAGCUGAAGUCACGAAGUCGACCCGGCCAACUGUUCAAUUCAUUCACGAAUCGGUGCGAGACUUCCUUAUCAGGGACAAAGGCCUGCUAGAACUUUGCCCCGGCUUGGGAGUUAAUGUCAAAGGCUCCAGUCAUGAUACACUUAAACAGUGCUGUUACGCAUAUAUAAAUGACGACUUCAUUCGCUUGUCUGUCGAUGAAAUGGAACCAGCAGAUAAUACCACCAAAACAAGGAGUCUGUUACUGGAGCGGCACCCCUUUCUGCAUUAUGCAACCCAACAGGUUCUUCAUCACGCCAGUGCUGCGGCUACGGCCAUUCUCCAGGACGAGUUUCUAUCCACCUUCCGUAUUUGUGACUGGGUGCGCAUAUCGAAUAUCUUUCAGCUCGACGAGAAAUGGCAUCGUAGCCCGAGCGUGACUCAGGCGUGAUCGAAACAUCCUCAUUCCUGGGGAGAGAUAUGAGUACCCGCUAUUUGCAGCCCUAGAGACCCAUCACCUUGAUGGCGCCGCCGCUCUUCUCAACUUGCCCUCGA
This is a messenger RNA of Aspergillus versicolor CBS 583.65, 2855 nucleotides long. RefSeq lists its product as uncharacterized. Gene Ontology annotation, biological process: nucleoside metabolic process. The coding region runs from base 133 to 2751 and encodes 872 amino acids. The transcript is spliced from 3 exons. Lineage: Eukaryota; Fungi; Ascomycota; Eurotiomycetes; Eurotiales; Aspergillaceae. The record is from RefSeq and is a predicted model, not a curated record. Gene Ontology annotation, molecular function: catalytic activity.